AUGGCCCAAUCGCGCAAGCGUAUCAACUUCUUCGAUCUCCCGGCGGAGCUGCGCACCGUCAUCUACGAGCACGCCCUCGGCCAGAAAGAGCGCAUUCGCGUCCCAAAGUCAGCCUCUCCCAGCCUACUUCGCACUUGCACCCAGAUCCGCAACGAGGCAUCCUCCAUCUACUACAGCACCAACAGCUUCCAAGCCCGCGUGACGCAUGCCUUCGACAACCGCGCACCUGGCGAGGCCGAGAACUCCCUCAAAAAAUGGCUCCAGGCCAUCGGAUCCAAGCGCGCCGGCCAGAUCGAGAAGCUGCAUGUCAAGUACUUGGUGUCGAGCGACGGGUUUUUGUCCUUGCCGCGGGAGGAAUGGGCGUUCGUCUUUCGCGAGAAGGAUAUGCACGACUUGCUGGGACUCGAGGAGUUUGGUGUUCCCCAGGAGCAUGUGGUCAUCGAGUUCCAGAUCUUGUCGGACGAGUAUUGA
Molecule: messenger RNA, 471 nt
Organism: Lecanosticta acicola
Lineage: Eukaryota; Fungi; Ascomycota; Dothideomycetes; Mycosphaerellales; Mycosphaerellaceae
Source: the annotation of a GenBank genome assembly